CAAUACCAAAUCUCAAACAAAAAAAUCAAAUCUUUUUCUUUGAGAUCAAAAGCUUUCACUUUUCUAAGAAAAUAAACAAAAGCUUUGAGAAAAAAAAACAAAGCUUUCGAUCCAUGGAACCUGCAGAUUCUUCACCACCACCACGAGAUACGUCGGAGCAGAACUCAAUUCCGUCGCCAAAUGGAGAACCUGAGACUUGGGUUGAAAAUUUUAAAAAGGUUGCUACAGCUCUGGAUUUAGCAAAACGUUUGAGCAGUAAGAUCCGUGAGACCACUUCUGAGUUUUCACUUCAGCGGGAGGAAUAUGAAAAGGAAGUGGAGUUGAAGGAGAAAUUGUUUACGGAGCGGUUUGUGGAGCUGAAGAGGAGGGAAGAGCGAGUGAAGCUGGUUGAAGAGAGAGAGAUCCAGGUUGAACUGGCUGAGGCUUCAAUCUCUGAGCGAUCAAGUGCUUUGGAGGAGAAAGAAAAUGAAUGUGAUAUGAAACAGUUCCUGGGAGAUAAUGUCAUGAGAGAGUUGAAGGAGAAACAUGGAGAGCUGAUGAGAGAGUUUGACGCAAGGGAGAAUGAGCUUAGGUUUCUUGAUGAAACCAUUAGCGAGAAAUCGAAUGCGCUGGAGAAGAAAGAAGUUGACUUUCAACUGUUUCUUGAGUUAAAGGAGAAGAAACUUGAAGAAAGGGAGAAAAAGCUGGAAUUGAAACAGAGAGAAGUUGAAGAAAGAUCAACAAAUGCUGAGACUUGUAAGAGAUCUAGGGUUGAAUCUGUAUCAGCAAACAAGGGUAGAGAUUCUGAGUCUCUGAUCCCCCCUGGCAAAAAACAUAAAAGCAUUACAGAACUCUACCAUGCUAGUGAAGAGAAGAAGAGUGUGCUACAUGUAAAGAGAAGUUCUGCUCCUGCAUCUGCACCUGAAUCUGAGCAUACAAGUGAAGCAAAGAGAAGAGAGGCUUAUGAAAUUGUCUGCAUAGAUGAAACUGAUGAUGAGGAUCCUGAGCCAUUCACUUGUCCUGAUCCAGACUUUAACGAUUUUAACAACGAGAUGAGCUCUUUCGCCGUGGAUCAAAUAUGGGCUCUCUAUGAUCCUAUAGAUGAUAUGCCUCAAUACUAUGCUCAGAUCAGGAGAAUUUUGAAAGAUAUGACUUUACGGGUGAGAUGGCUCGAGUCAGUGCAAACCACAGAACACGAGGAGCUGAUUCCCGUUGCUUGUGGGAGAUUCAAAUAUGGGAAAACUGAGAACAAAAGCCUCCUUAUGUUUUCUCAUAAGAUGAAUCACAUCACACGUGGCAAAAACGUCACUAUAAUCCCGAGAGAAGGCGAGACAUGGGCUCUUUUCACAGAUUGGACCAAGGCUUGGAACAGUCACAGGGAGCAGCACAAGCCUCCUUACAAAUACGACUUUGUGGAAGUCCUGUCAGAAUUUGACAGUGAACAAGGCAUUGGAGUGGCUUACCUAGGGAGAGUGGAGGGAUUCACAUCAGUCUAUAAACUUGCUGCGCAACAUGGAAUUGUCCAAAUCAUGAUAGGAUCAGAUGAAAUGCUUAGAUUUUCUCAUAGAGUCCCGUCUUAUAAACUGAUUGGAGAUGAGGAAGAAGGAGUCCCAGCUGGAUAUUUUGAGCUAGACCCUGCUGCUAUUCCCCGAGCUUAUCUUAAAGCUACUAAGGUUGAAGAAGAAAAGAUUAGGAUAUAGUCUUGGUAUCAUAAGUCUGAUAUGUGUUCACUCUACUUCAUCUAUAUAAAUAAAUAUCAGGUAGAAUGCUUCCUUUUGUCAUGGCUGUUUUCACAGUUUCAUUGCUAAUGAAUGUAUCAGAUUCUUAAGCAGCUUUUGAUCCUUACUGCAAAUUACAUGAUCAUAUCAUAUAAAUGUAUGAAGGGAAUGAAUGCAACUCCAUUGGAGAGUUCUUGUGUAUA
Camelina sativa (false flax) is the source of this 1900-nucleotide messenger RNA. RefSeq lists its product as uncharacterized. The record is from RefSeq and is a predicted model, not a curated record. Lineage: Eukaryota; Viridiplantae; Streptophyta; Magnoliopsida; Brassicales; Brassicaceae.